Messenger RNA from Suillus discolor, 588 nucleotides. RefSeq lists its product as uncharacterized. The record is from RefSeq and is a predicted model, not a curated record. The transcript has 4 exons. NCBI's taxonomy places the organism in Eukaryota, Fungi, Basidiomycota, Agaricomycetes, Boletales, Suillaceae. Bases 1 to 588 code for a protein of 195 amino acids.
AUGAGUGAUGUUGACAUCAUGCACCACCUCAAAGACCAUUAUGACCAGGAGGAAUAUGGACUCAGCAUUGUCAGCUUUUGUCGGAUGCAAAAUAGCUGGGGCUGGAAAUGGACCAGGCAACAACAACAUACUCUCGAGUCCAUCGAACAGCAUGUCCGGGAGAUUCGACAACGAUUUCCCCACCGAGGUGCCGAGGCCAUCAGACAAGACCUGCGCCAGCAGUUCAGCUUUCACGUACCCCGCGAACUGAUCGCCAAGCUUCUCAAGAUCACAGAGCCAACUGCUGUAGAAGCUAGGCGUCGUGGACGUCUCAAAUGGAGGCGUUUUUGGUGUGCAGAGGUUAAUGAUGUCUGGCCCCAAGACCAGCACGACAAAUGGCUGCGCUUUGGGUUAUGGCUGCAUAUCAGCCUCGAUCCAUUCACUGGCUGGAUUAAUUGGCUGAAAGUUUGGUGGACCAACAAGAAUCCACGCCUUAUUGCUAGAUACUACCUUGACUGUUGCCGAAAACUCGGAGCUGUACCUUUGAUCACUCAGAGCGAUCCAGGCUCCGAAAAUUUUGCUGUUGCCAACGCACAAACAAUGAUUUGA